AAAAGAAUAACGACCUGGGACCGUUUUUACAUAAUAUCUCGAGUCUUCAUCAUAGCACAAUGCAGCAACACAACGCCGAUCAAAGAGUUCUUAAAGCUAUUACUUAUAAAUCGCCUCGGAUUCUUCGAGAGCUGUCCUUUGGAAUGUAACCCCACCGCUUAAAGCUUUCACCCUAGCUUUGAGAAACGUCAUAUAUAAUACUAUCUAGGCCGAACCUGAAAACUUCCUUACUGGCCCUAUCCUUUCUACAUAUCAACCAUUCUAGUCACUUGGGCACAAUGGCUCGUAAGAAUUUGACGUUUCACCUUGCCGAACGCCCCAAGGGCAACAUUGUACCAGGGAAAACCUUCAAUCUCGUGGAGACUGAUGCCCCUACGGCCGACGACCUGAAAGAUGGCCAACUUCUCGUCGAAAACAUCUACUUGUCCUUGGAUCCGGCCAUGCGCACAUGGCUGUACGACAUCCGAUCGUACACCCCGCCAGUCGCCAUUGGCGAAAAAAUGCGCGGCGGCGCCAUUGCCAGGGUCCUCGCGAGCAAGAGCUCCAAGGCUAAGGAGGGCGAAUUCGUCUUCGCCCGCAGCGGGUGGACCGAAGUCGCCGUCGUGGGAGAGGCCGAGUUCGAUACCAUCGAUCUGCCCAAGGGCACCCAGCUCACGCACGCCAUAGGCGCUGCUGGCAUGACCGGUCUUACGGCCUACUUCGGCCUCACGGAGAUCGGGAAGCCCAAGGCCGGAGAGACGGUCGUAGUGUCGGGCGCCGCGGGCGCGACGGGAUCCGUCGUCGGCCAAAUCGCCAAGAUUAACGGCGCACGCGUCGUCGGGCUCGCGGGCUCGGACGAGAAGUGCAAGGUGCUGACCGAGGAGCUCGGGUUCGACGUCGCGCUCAAUUACAAGGCGCCGACUUUCGCGGAGGAUUUCGUCAAGGCGACGCCGGAUUAUAUCGAUGUUUAUUGGGAUAAUGUUGGUGGUGAUAUCCUCGAAAAGGCACUUGCGCGUGCGGCACCGCAUUCCCGCUUCGUGAUCUGCGGCGGCAUCAGCGGCUACAACAGCCUCGACCAAGAAAACCACGGCAUCCGCAACAUAUUCCAAGUCAUCACGCAGCGCAUCCGCAUGGAAGGCUUCAUCGUCUUCGAUUACCGGGACCGGUACCCCGAGGGGAAGAAGCAGCUCGGCCAGUGGAUCGCGGAGGGCAAGCUGAAGGCUAAGGAGACCAUCGUCAAGGGAGGUUUGAAGGUGGCCGACGCGGCUAUGAGUAGCCUGUUUGACGGUGGGAAUACGGGGAAGCUGCUCGUGGAGGUUAAGCCUAUUGAUCAGGAGGAAGUAUCACGAUAUGUGACAAAAUAUUUGGCCAGAUAGGUACCAACAUAGGUAGGAGAUGAGUACAAAUCCAUAUGUACACUAGGCAGUCACCGUAGAAACAAGAACAAAACACAUACUUGCCUAAA
Molecule: messenger RNA, 1444 nt
Organism: Annulohypoxylon truncatum
Lineage: Eukaryota; Fungi; Ascomycota; Sordariomycetes; Xylariales; Hypoxylaceae
Exons: 6
Coding region: 279-1355 (358 amino acids)
Molecular function (GO): oxidoreductase activity, acting on the CH-CH group of donors, NAD or NADP as acceptor
Source: RefSeq, a predicted model, not a curated record